Molecule: messenger RNA, 1551 nt
Organism: Capronia epimyces CBS 606.96
Lineage: Eukaryota; Fungi; Ascomycota; Eurotiomycetes; Chaetothyriales; Herpotrichiellaceae
Exons: 1
Coding region: 1-1551 (516 amino acids)
Biological process (GO): protein polyubiquitination; transcription-coupled nucleotide-excision repair; proteasome-mediated ubiquitin-dependent protein catabolic process
Cellular component (GO): nucleotide-excision repair complex; Cul4A-RING E3 ubiquitin ligase complex
Molecular function (GO): protein binding
Source: RefSeq, a predicted model, not a curated record
AUGAAUCAUCUCCGCCUGGGUCAGUGCCUAGGCACGGUGCCAUCCGCAACAUUCCGCCAAAGUCAUGACGAAAGCCUUAUCAACAGCCUUGCUCAUCAGAAAGACAUCACUUUCGUCUACAGUAGGUCGGAUUCUGCCGCAAGUAACGAUGUCAGUGAUCACCAGGCUCGGUCUGCCGCGGUCGCACACCAGGCAGGCGUCAACUGUCUUGCCAUCGACCGCAACGAAGGUCGAUAUCUGUUUUCUGGAGGUGCAGACUCCACUGUGCGGCUCUGGGAUCUCGAGGAGCACCACGAUCCCUACGGCUCAGCAACAGGCACAUCUUCGUCUUGGGAAUAUCAUCCAGCAGCAGCACUAACACGUAGCUCGCCGUUGUCGCAUAGCCACGCUCUGACGUCGGUCUCCAUCUAUCCAUUCGACCCGGUUCCGUCGACGCUGCUGACCACCAGCUACGAUAAGUCUCUCAAGGUCACAUCGAUCGCACCUACUUCGCUGGUACCAGUCCACACCUUCGAUCUCGACUUUCUACCUUACACCCAUUCCGUCUCCCUGGUUCCUGACUCAUCCCCAUUGAUAGCCGUUGGGACCGCACACCCGUCCGUGCGUCUUCUUGACCUUCGCUCUGGUCUGUCUACGCAUUCCCUCUCCGGACCCAAUGGCGCGGUGUACACGCUGUCGUGGUCGCCGAAGACGUCAUACAUUCUGGCCUCCGGCUCUGCCGAUGGCCGCGUGCUGUUCUAUGACAUCCGCCGGGCGAACGCGGCCUUCGCCUCGCUAGACCUAGACGACGCUGUUGGGGUCGUGGGUGACCAGCCCUCAACGGGGCUAGGCGCGCGCUCCGAGCUGCUCGACUUCAAUGCCGUAGCGCACAACGGCGCCGUGACAAGCGUGCAAUGGACGCCUCAUGGCGAUCGCCUGGUUACUGCGGGCCAUGACCAGCGCAUCCGGGUCUGGGACACGGCUACGGGCCGCAAUGAACUCGUUCACUUUGGCCCACGCAUCCGGAAUGAGAGACAGGGCGAACUCACACCGCUGAUUUCGCCGCUCGGAACCCAUGCCCCUGGUCAAGAGUCGCUGUUCUGGCCAAAUGACGAGGGCCGCGGCGGCAUUUUCCAGCACCAUCUGCGUGAGGGCCACUUGAUCAGAAUCUUGCGCACCGAAGGCAUUAAGGUUGCAGAAGUGCAGGCGGCCAAAAAACGCGGCAAGGCCAGCGGGACCAGCACUGGCGGUGGCGUGGCGAGGUUGACGAGCGGCGGCCGCAUCAAUGCCAUGGUCUGGCGCACCAAUGCCCUUCUUGGCCAUGGGAUAGAAAUGUACACCGCGCACGGAGACGGGAAGAUUUGCGCUUGGGUGCCACAGCCCCGAAAUGCUGUCGAGGAAGACGAUGAUGACAAGGGUCAUGCCGCAACGCCUAGAGGAGACGGAGACGGAUCUGCAAUACUACGCCCUGGCGAGGCGGCCGACGAUGCUGAAAACAGGAGGAAACGCAAGCGUCAUCUCGUGGCCGACUUGGUGGAGGGAUUGGCGAAGCGGCCGAUGGGGUUCUCUUGA